UCGGUCUAUGCAGUGGAACCUCGCACCGGCCAGUCCUUUGAGUCUUUACCCAACCAGUCUUUGCAUGGCUUCUCCCAAGGCAGCCGUUGCUUCUCGCACUCGGCUACCUCAUGGAAGCCCCAUGCUACAAAUGUGAUGAUGCCAAACGAAACCGUGAUGAACAGGACCAGGAUGACUACAAGGAGAGUUCUGCAGCAAGCAGAGGAUCGCGUGUCGCGGGCGCGGAGUGUGUGGUGAUGGUGAUGGUGGACUUCGACAGUUCCAUAGCCGCCGGGAUAGGCUGGCGGGUUUGCAUCGACUACAAUAGUUUCGUGACGCUGUUAUUGUUAGUGCGAAAGGCGGACAGGAGACGAAGAUCACUAACAGCCAUGUUGCGUGGAGAAUGGAAGGCGUGUACCGGUCGUGUAGGGGCGGCGACGAACUUCAGCAAGCGCUGUCCGCGUCACUCGAAGUCUCGAACCCACUACUGGCACCGCGCCGCGCUCGUGACCUUGCCUAACACCAUGAAGUACUCAACCUCAACGCUCACUGCCACGUUCUUCUCAUCAUUCGAAUAAAGAUCUUUCCAAUGGCCAGCAAUACUAUCAGGUCGCACCGUACCUGAUCCGUCACGCGUGCGGCGCCUACAGUGGUCACACGUCCUGCCCUUAGGUAUCGCCUCACCUGCAGUCCUCCGCCGAGGAAACUCUGCCAGCAGCAUGGCACCAGCACAGCACCUGUGCGAUAGUCCCUGCUUACAUAACGGC
Didymella exigua CBS 183.55 is the source of this 746-nucleotide messenger RNA. RefSeq lists its product as uncharacterized. NCBI's taxonomy places the organism in Eukaryota, Fungi, Ascomycota, Dothideomycetes, Pleosporales, Didymellaceae. The transcript has a single exon. The coding region runs from base 111 to 557 and encodes 148 amino acids. The record is from RefSeq and is a predicted model, not a curated record.